AUGGAGUUGUUGGAUCUACCGCCAGAGAUCUUCGAAAAGGUUAUCGAGAGCUAUGUUCAUACUGUUGGGGUUUGCAAGGCAUGGAAGCGCCGCAAGGUUUGCAAAACAUUCGCGGCCUUCAUCUCCGAGGAAUACACAGCCAAAACAAAAUUGAACAAGGCGCUUGAUGAAGUCACAUGGGCUGCUGUUGCCUCUUGGCACUGGGAUACGGCCAUCGUGCUGAUAGACUGGUGGUUUCAGCAUUGCCGUAAGCCACAGCCGCCAACGAUCGUGGCAUGGGCCAACCAAGCAGUCGGUGCUCAAGCGACAGACUUCUUACAUCGACUGCUUGACCAUAAACUCUCUCUGGCAACGAGGAAUCUACUAAUCAAACGUCUCUACGGUCCAAAUUUGUACCCCAGUGGUAUUGACAAUCAGGACUCAUUCAUCGAAGCUUCGAUCGGUCGCAACCUGAUGGAUCUCCGAGGAGCUUACAUCUGUGGAAGGCCGGGUGAGUUCUCUGCAUCUCUGUUAGCACUGGCGGCUCGGAAAGGGGACAUCAAAAUCGCCAAGAAGUGUCUGGAGUGGGGCAUGAGCUCGAAUGGUUUGCGAAGCUACACUGACAGAUUUGAACACCCACUCGUCAAUGCCGUUGCUCGGAGCGACAAAGCAAUGGUCAAGUUGUUACUUGCCCAUGACGCUGAUCCUGAGCCAGCUCAUGAUCACAUCGUCCGGUUUGGUCGUAAACGCGAGGGCAGAGGCAAGAUUUCCAAAAAGAUUGCGAAACGGAUACAAAAAGCGGUGGAUCGCAAAAAGGCGAAAGCCAUCACGGGCGCUUAG
Messenger RNA from Alternaria incomplexa, 819 nucleotides. RefSeq lists its product as uncharacterized. The record is from RefSeq and is a predicted model, not a curated record. The transcript has 3 exons. The coding region runs from base 1 to 819 and encodes 272 amino acids. NCBI's taxonomy places the organism in Eukaryota, Fungi, Ascomycota, Dothideomycetes, Pleosporales, Pleosporaceae.